Molecule: messenger RNA, 645 nt
Organism: Pseudopipra pipra
Lineage: Eukaryota; Metazoa; Chordata; Aves; Passeriformes; Pipridae
Product: death effector domain-containing protein-like
Exons: 4
Biological process (GO): apoptotic process; extrinsic apoptotic signaling pathway via death domain receptors; regulation of apoptotic process
Cellular component (GO): nucleolus
Molecular function (GO): DNA binding; protein binding
Source: RefSeq, a predicted model, not a curated record
GGAGUUUAUUUAAGCAAAGGAGGAGAAAAGGGGAUUGAAGCUUCCUUGGAUCGAAGGUUUCCUGGGAUUCGGUGUCGAGGGCCCGCUGGAAGCGCUCCGGGGUCAGGCCCCCGCCCCGCCAUGUCCUCCCACCGCAAGCGCGCGGGGCCGUCGCCUUCCUCGCCCUCAUCCUCGCCCUGCCCGUCCUCCCCGUCGCCCUGGUCGUGGCCGGAGGAGCGCGGGGAGCGGGAGCAGGGCCUGUACAGCCUGCACCGCAUGUUCGACAUCGUGGGCGCCCACCUGACGCACCGCGACGUGCGCGUCCUCUCCUUCCUCUUCGUCGACGUGCUGGACGAGGCCGAGCGCGGCCGCAUCCGCAGCGGGCGCGACUUCCUGCUGGCCCUGGAGCGGCAGGGCCGCUGCGACGAGAGCAACCUGCGCCAGCUGCUGCAGCUGCUGCGCAUCAUCACCCGCCACGACCUGCUGCCCUACGUCAGCCUCAAGAGGAGACGGGCUGUGUGCCCGGACCUGGUGGACAAGUACCUGGAGGAGACGUCCAUCCGCUACGUCACCCCCCGCGCCCCCGGGGACGCCCCGCCCGGCCUGGGGCACCCCCCAAAAUCAGUGCCUGCCCCCCACCCCUCGCUGUGCUGCCCCCCGGGGGGG